GAGCCCAACGCCUCACUCCUGGGCGACCGCCCGCAAUCUUCAGGCUAGGAGCCCUAGGUCCUCGGGGGGGCGCGGCCUUGGGAGGCAGCCAAGGGCGGGCUUCCGGCAGCGUUCUCACUGGCUGGGCUUGGCUGCCGCACCCCGGUUCAGCGCCGGAGCCUGGAGCCGGGAAUCCGGAAUCCGGAAACAAUCCCGGCAGGAGCGCUGGUAGCCGAGAACGGCGGCUGCCGGGACAUCGGGAGCCGGGAGCACCAGGAGCCGGGGGCGUGCAGAGUGGGCGGGAUUCCCUGGCAGGAUGACUGUGGGGAUCUUUGCAAAUUGUACCUUCUGUUUGAAAGUCAAGCACUUACCUCGUCAACAGAAGAAAAAGCUACAAAAUGACAUUAAGGAGAAUGGUGGAAAAUUUUCCUUUUUAUUAAAUCCUCAGUGCACACAUAUAAUCUUAGAUAAUGCUGAUGUUCUGAGCCAGUAUCAACUGAACUCUAUCCGAAAGAACCAUAUCCAUAUAACAAACCCAGAUUUUAUAUGGGAAUCUAUCAAAGAAAGGAGACUCUUGGACGUAACGAAUUAUGAUCCUAAUAAGUCACCAGACAUCACACCACCUCCUUGUCAAAAGGCAAGCAGUUCUGAAAUGACAACAGAUGAUCUGUCCCAGGACAACUCCACUGAGAAGGAAAACGUUGUGGAACUCACAGAGUAAUCUACUUCUGAUCAUUAAGACUCUCCAGUUUUGCAAAGUCUUAUACAGAGAAUGCUGAAAUUCCUCAUUUUCCACAAGAUUUCGAAGUUGCAAAAUAUAACACCUUGGAAAAAGUUGGGGCGGAGGGUGGUAAGGCAGUGGCGGUGGUGGAACUGUAGUGCUCCCGGGAGGAGCCCGGGGACGCCGCCUUCCUGAUAUCCGCACACUUCCUCUCGGCCACCGGCGUCAAGACUAGAAGACACUUCUCUGUAAAGAAAACCUCUGCAGAUGCAAGGGAGCACUAUGAAAAUUACAUUGAAGAACUGAAGAAACAAGGGUUUCUGCUAAGGGAAUAUCUUACACCCGAAGCAACCCAGUUGGCAUCUGAAAAACUGCAGGCGUUGCUUUUGGAGGAGGUAAUGAAUUCAAGCACUCUGAGCAAAGAGGUGAGCGAUUUGGUGGAGAUGGUCUGGGCGGAAGCUCUCGGCCACCUGGAGCACACACUUCUCAAGCCUGCGAACAGGAUUAGUCUCAACGACGUGAGCAAGGCGGAGGGAGUUCUCCUUCUAGUAAAGGCAGCCCUGAAAAAUGGAGAAACAGAAGAACAAUUGCAAAAUAUGAUGACCGAGUUCUACAGAUUAAUACCUCACAGAGGCACAGCAACUGAAGAAGUGAACCUGAGACUAUUAGCUAAGAAAGAGGACCUCUGCCAGCUAAUAAGAGACAUGGUUAAUGUCUGUGAAACUAAUCUGUCCAGACCCAACCCGCCUUCUCUUGCCAAAUACCGAGCUUUGAGAUGCAAAAUUGAACAUGUUGAACAGAACACUGAAGAAUUUUUCAGAGUUAGAAAAGAGGUUUUACAGAAUAAUCACAGUACAGGUCCAGUAGACAUCUUGCAGAUAUUUAGAGUUGGCAGAGUGAAUGAAGCCACAGAGUUUUUGAGCCAGCUUGGCAAUGUGAAGUCCUUACUGCAUGGAUCUCCCGUACAAAGCUUUGUAGGGAUCCUGUCCCGUGGGUUGCUUUUACCCAAAGUAGUUGAAGAUCGUGGCACAAAGAGAACAGACACUGGAAAUCUUGGGAGUGGGAUAUAUUUCAGCGAUUCACUCAGUACGGGUAUUAAGUACUCCCACCUGGGAGAGACCGAUGGCACCAGGCUCCUGGCUGUCUGUGACGUAGCCCUUGGAAAGUGUGCAGACUUACACAGAAAAGACUGCUCCUUGUCGGAAGCACCACCAGGUUAUGACAGUGUCCAUGGGGUUCGAGCAACAGCCACUGUCACCACGGACUUCGAGGAUGAUGAAUUUGUUGUGUAUAAAACCAAUCAGAUUAAAUUGAAAUAUAUCAUUAAAUUUUGCCUACCCGGAGAUGAAAUAAAGGACUUUCAUCCUUGUAAUACUACUGAAUUAGAAGAAUCCAGACCUGAGUUUUCAAAUUUUUCAAAGGUUGAAGAUUAUCAGUUACAAGAUGCCAAACCUUUCGGCAACAUCAAGUCUGGCCUUCAGGAUUUCUCUGGCAAUUCAGUUCCUCUUGAGGAAGUUCACAUCAAAGGAAGAAUAAUAGACUUUGUAGCCCAGGUCAUUGUUUUUCAGACAUAUACAAAUCAAAGUUCUGUGCCCAUUGAGGCAAAAUAUAUUUUUCCCUUGGAUGAUAAAGCAGCCGUCUGUGGUUUUGAAGCAUUCAUCAAUGGGAAACACAUAGUAGGAGAGGUUAAAGAGAAGGAAGCAGCCCGCCGUGAAUACCGAGAAGCCAUCAGUCAAGGCCAUGGCGCUUACUUGAUGGACCAGGAUGCACCCGAUGUUUUUACUGUUAGUGUUGGAAAUCUACCCCCUAAGGCUAAGGUCCUGAUCAAAAUUACCUACAUCAUGGAACUCAGCAUCCAAGGCACCAGGGCCGUCUUCUUCAUGCCCGCCACCGUAGCACCCUGGCAACAGGACAGAGCUUUGAAUGAAAACAGUCAGGAUACAGUAGAGAAGAUUUAUGUAAAGGAAAUAGGAACAAAGCAAAGCUUCUCUUUGUGUAUGUCCAUUGAGAUGCCAUAUGUGAUUGAAUUCAUUUCUAGUGAUACACAUGAACUGAGACAAAAGAGUACAGACUGCAAAGCUGUAAUUAGCACCAUGGACGGUAGCUCCUUAGACAGCAAUGGAUUCUCCCUUCAUGUCGGUUUAUCUGAUGCACAUCUCCCAAGAAUGUGGGUCGAAAAACAUCCAGAAAAAGAAAGUGAGGCCUGCAUGCUUGUUUUUCAACCAGACCUCGAUAUCGCCCUCCCUGACCUAGCUGAGAACAAUGAAGUGAUUAUUUGUCUUGAUUGCUCCGCUUCCAUGGAGGGUGCGACAUUCUUGCAAGCCAAGCAAAUUGCCUUAUAUGCACUGUCCUUGGUGGGAAAGAAGCAAAAGAUAAACAUUGUCAAGUUUGGCACAGGUUACAAGGAAUUAUUUUCAUAUCCUAAGUACAUCACAAGCAACAAUGUGCCAACAGAGUUCAUUAUGUCUGCUACACCUACCAUGGGAAAUACAGACUUCUGGAAAACACUCCGGUAUUUAAAUUUACUGUACCCUUCUCAAGGGUUACGGAACAUUCUCCUUAUAUCUGAUGGGCACCUCCAGAAUGAGAGUCUGACAUUGCAGCUUGUGAAAAGAAAUGUCCAACACACCAGGCUGUUCUCCUGUGGUAUUGGUUCUACAGCAAAUCGUCAUAUCUUAAGGACUUUGUCCCAGUACGGUGCUGGAGUAUUUGAGUAUUUUAACUCAAAAUCCAAACACAGUUGGAAAAAACAGAUAGAAGACCAGAUGACCCGGUUGCAUUCUCCAAGUUGUCACUCUGUCUCCGUCAAGUGGCAGCAGCUAAGUGCAGAUGCACCUGAACCCCUGCAGGCCCCAGCCCAGGUGCAGUCCUUGUUCCUCAACCAUCGACUCCUUGUCUACGGAUUUAUUCCUCAUUGCACACAGGCAACUCUGUGUGCAUUAAUUCAAGAGAAAGAAUUUUCUACAAUGGUAUCAACUACUGAACUUCAGAAGACAACUGGAACUAUGAUACACAAGCUGACAGCGCGAGCUCUGAUCCGAGACUAUGAAGAUGGCAUUCUCCAUGAAAAUGAAACGAAUCAUGAGAUGAAGAAGCAAAUGUUAAAAUCUCUGAUUAUUAAACUCAGUAAAGAAAACUCUCUCAUAACACAAUUUACAAGCUUUGUGGCAGUUGAGAAAAGGGAUGGUAAGGAGGCACCUUCUCCUAAUAUUCCAAAUAUUAUGGAACUUAUUGCCAAAGAGGAUGUAGAUUUCCUGCCAUACAUGAGCUGGCAGGAGGAGCAACCAGAUGCCAGUGUGGUACAGCCUCUUUCAGCAUUCUCUACACGGAAUGAAGAGCUGCGACAUCAUUUGACUAACAGAAAACUUGGAUCACCUAAGCUGGAAGAUUUUGAAGAUUUUGAAAAGGGUUGCUUCAGUUCCCCACUAUCAGAAAAAUCUUUAACACUCAAUUUCGCACGUGAAGAUGUGGAAAUGCCAUCGGAUAUAAGUCAGAUGGAUUCAUUUAAGCAAACAGGAACUGAACCAUUAUAUAGAAGUGACCCUUUCCUAAAAGAGGGUGCUUGCAGUAUUUCUGCUGCCCAUAGGUUAGCCUGUUUGGAAGUUGAGCCCGUAAUUGGUUCUCGUUUCCACUGUCCUUCCCACUUACAUCGUUCAAAGGUUUGUCUUGCUUCUCCUGCUAGUUCUGAACAGUCUGGUCCAUCUGAGAAUGACCAAGACCUUCAAACUGACAGUUGUAGUGAUUCUUCCCUUGAGUCAUCUACCGCUUUCAGACUGUCUCUCCUGCCUUUGAGCUCCUUUGCUUGUGUUCCUUAUUCAGGUGACUCAUGUAACUUUGGACAGGUUGAUCUACGUGACAGUUAUCAAGGUCAUAAGACUGACAAUUGUGCUAGCAAUUCUCUUGAGUUGGACUCUCCCCCACAGCCGAAUACUUUUUUCUCUCCUCCUAGAGUUCCUUCCUCUGGUCUAUCCAGAGAGUUUGACUUUCAUUACCCUUCUGGUUCUCCUCUUUAUUUUCAAAAUUCCUCAGUUCAUUUGAGCACCGCUUACAAGCCACAGAUAGAUCUGUUUGCUAACACAGAAUUGGAGGCUUCUUCAGCAAAUGUUUGUGCCAUAAUUUCAUCAUCUACUUCAAGUAAUGGGCAUUUUUCUGAAACAAAAAAUGUUGAAACACCAAGAUUUCAGAAACGUCGUUUGGCAAAAUCUGUUCUAACAGGAAGUGCCUUUACUGCAAGCUUUCAGGCACAAAAAGAUGAACAAAGCUGGAUGAAUUUUGUGCCUUGGACCAAACUCUUCAGUCUACAAACUGAGGAUGGCUUCUGGAAACUUACAUCAGAACUGGGAUUUAUUUUAAACCUUAAUACAAAUAUUUUAAACAGCUUUCUUGAACAAAAAGGCAUUAGAUCUCUAGGUAUAAAAGGAAGCGAGCGUCUCCUGGACCUGAUCGCCACAUUUCUGGUACUGCAGUUGCUUCGUACCAAGUUGGAACAAAAGGGAAUAGUCUUCAAAUCACUGAUGAAGUUGGAUGAUGCUUCCAUUUCCAGAAAUAUUCCCUGGGCUUUUGAAGAAAUAAAGAAAGCAAGUGAGUGGGUAAGAAGAACCGAAGGGCAAUAUCCAUCUAUCUGCCAACGGCUUGAAUUGGGUCAAGACUGGGACUCUGCAACUAAGCAGCUAUUGGGGAUCCAAACCAUAGACACCACUUCUCUUCACAGAGUUCUUAAUUACAAUCAAGGCUGAAUCAACUGAAGUUGUAUUUUAAACAUUAUUCAUGCUUCUAUGUGUAAAAUAAUCAGAUAUCAAUAGAUACCUAUAAUGAAGUUUAAUUCAGAUUUUAUUCAAUGUAGCACUCACUUUAAACAGAAACAGAAUUGAUUAUUUUAAUGAACUAACAAGUGAUAACCAAUUACAAUAUUACAGAUUUUUUGUGUUUAAAUGCUUAAAGUAAUAAGAGAUACACCUGGCUAGUCCUGGAGCCUAUUUCCUUCUCCCCUUUAAGGAGUCUGGUAUAGAAUCUGGCCAGCUAGGCUGAGUGAGCUGGGGAGAAACAAGGCCUUUGGCCGAUGUCAGUGUUGCUGACAUGCCAGCCUGUUUCCAGGCCCUGAGUAUCUAGACCUUUGCCCUCGGUAUGCAUACUCCCUGCAUCCUAGUCUGUAGAUCUCUUGAUACAUUUUUUGUCACUCAGAGAAACUAGGUGUCUCAUGCAAUUCUUUCAUGGAUCUUGCUUUUGGCAUUGCAUCUAAAAUCCUACAGUCAUGUAGGGUUCUUCCUAUGUUAUCUUGUAGAAGUUUUAUAAACUCUGCAUUUUAUGUUAUGGUCUAUGAUCCAUUCUGAGUUAUUUUUUAUGAAGGUUGUAAGGUCUUUCCAUCUUCCCCUACACUACCAUUUCCAGGCCGUUACCUCUCUACCUUUAUGCAAAAUCUUUGGUUUCUUUGAGGUUCAAUCUGUCCUCCAACCAGUCCUCCUUGCUGUCAUUCACCAACUGUUCAGUACCUCAACACCUUUACAUACGGUUCAGGAUUUCCCUUUCUAUUGGCAGUCCUGCCUUCAUCUUGAGUGACUCCCCAAAUCCUAAUGUAUGACCCCUCCUAACUCCCUGGACUUGAACCACAGCUAUAAUUGAGUCUUGGCAGAACUCUUUGAUACCCAACGGAUAGCAAGGAAGCUUGUGAGGCGCUACCGUGAGGCCUUCUCCCACCUGCCUAUCUCUCUGGGAGGCAGAUAUGAGACCGUUUUUAUCCCCUCCCAGUCCUGACAAGGCAUAAGGCUCAGAUACAGCUACGGACUAAAAAUCCUUAGAGCUGCAUCUAGACUUGGCUCCUCAGCAUUGAUGUGUCCCACAACUCACUUUGCAGUUAUCUAGCUCCUUUUCGGGUGUGGGACAAGAACCAAGGGGAGCUGGCAUCUUUGACUAUCUUCCUCUU
Molecule: messenger RNA, 6620 nt
Organism: Acinonyx jubatus (cheetah)
Lineage: Eukaryota; Metazoa; Chordata; Mammalia; Carnivora; Felidae
Gene: PARP4
Product: poly(ADP-ribose) polymerase family member 4
Exons: 34
Coding region: 1099-5436 (1445 amino acids)
Molecular function (GO): NAD+ poly-ADP-ribosyltransferase activity
Source: RefSeq, a predicted model, not a curated record